Messenger RNA from Nerophis lumbriciformis (worm pipefish), 1822 nucleotides. RefSeq names its product cathepsin C (gene ctsc). The record is from RefSeq and is a predicted model, not a curated record. Gene Ontology annotation, molecular function: cysteine-type peptidase activity. Gene Ontology annotation, biological process: proteolysis. NCBI's taxonomy places the organism in Eukaryota, Metazoa, Chordata, Actinopteri, Syngnathiformes, Syngnathidae.
CGAUAAAGUAGAUAAAAUCUACACUUACGAUGUUUACGCGCGUUUUUAGAUUGUAAAAACAUACAAAUCUGUUAUUCACUGCUAGUUUGUGGUCCGACCUAGCUUUGUUGUUAGCCAUUUCCUCAUGCAUGUACCAAUACCUCUCUUGCCUAUUCAUGUUCUUUGUUUAAAAAAAACAGAUUUGUCAGUUUUGGGGGACAAGCGGGACAGAAAGAAGAAGUUGACUUUUUUGUUUUUAAGCUCCUUGUAAAAACUUUCCGUGUUAGUAAAGAUGAGGUUGAGCGGCGUCCUGGCGUGUUUGCUGGUGAUGUGUGCUGAUAUCUGCCGGGGGGACACACCAGCCAACUGCACCUACGAAGACCUGCUGGGGACUUGGAUGUUCCAGGUGUCCGAGGGGGGCCACGAUAAAGACAUCAACUGCUCUGCUGCAGCCACAAGCGAGAACACGAUGGCGGUGACGCUGGAGAAACUUUCCGUGGCCAAAGACGAGGUGGGAAACCUGGGCUUCUUCACUCUGGUUUACAACCAGGGCUUUGAGGUGGUCAUCAACGGCUACAAGUGGUUUGCCUUCUUCAAGUACACUGAAGACGGCGGUCAGGUGACCAGCUACUGUGACCGUACUCUCCCGGGGUGGGUGCACGACGUGCUGGGCAACAACUGGGCCUGUUUUGUUGGCAAGAAAGUGGAGCCAGUGGCCCCGCAACUUGACUACAAACCUGUCACCAGCACCAGAUUUAUCUCCAAACAUCAUUCACAGAACAACAUGCUGCUUCAAAGGAUGUUCACACCCAACCAGGACGUCAUUGAGGCCAUCAACUUGGUCCAGGACUCCUGGAGGGCGGUCUCGUAUCCGGAAUAUAAGACGUACUCGCUGAGAGAGCUGCACUCUCGAGCAGGAGGUCCCGCCUCCCGCAUUCCUGUGCGCGGUGGUCCUCGGCCUGCGCCACCUCACGUCGCCAAACUAGCGGCGGCGCUGCCUCAGCACUGGGACUGGAGGAACGUGAGCGGCGCCAACUUUGUCAGCCCCGUACGAAACCAAGCGUCAUGCGGCAGCUGUUACUCCUUCGCCUCCAUGGGAAUGUUGGAGGCUCGCAUCCGCAUCCAAACCAACAACACCCACACGCCCAUCCUCAGCCCCCAGCAGGUGGUCUCCUGCUCCGAGUAUUCUCAAGGUUGCGACGGCGGCUUCCCGUACCUGAUGGGAAAGUACGUGCAGGACUUCGGUAUUGUGGACGAGUCCUGCUUCCCCUACGUGGGCAAGAAGACGCCGUGUGGCGCGCUGCAGAAGUGCGGCCGCACCUACGUGGCGGAGUACAGCUACGUGGGCGGGUUCUAUGGCGGAUGCAGCGAGGCGGCCAUGAUGCUGGAACUGGUCCAAAAGGGCCCCAUGGCGGUCUCCUUUGAGGUGUACCCAGACUUCAUGCACUACAAGGAGGGCAUCUACCACCACACGGGCGUCGACGACCCCUUCAACCCCUUCGAGCUGACCAACCACGCCGUGCUGCUGGUGGGCUACGGCCGCUGUCACAUGACCGGCCAGAACUACUGGCUGGUCAAGAACAGCUGGGGCGGCGACUGGGGCGAGCGCGGCUACUUCCGCAUCCGCCGGGGGAGCGACGAGUGUUCCAUCGAGAGCAUCGCAGUCGCCGCCACACCCAUCCCAGGACUCUAGUGGACGCACACGCCUUGAAGAACCUUGUCAGAAGUGGGCGGGGCUUGGCCUCCGUGUCAGUCACAAGGUCCGAGCGCCUCCAGUGGACGUCCCGCCUUCGCCUCCCCUCACUUCUUCUCUCCCCCUGCGCCGCCGCCCUUCCCCCGUCCC